Messenger RNA from Ictalurus furcatus (blue catfish), 956 nucleotides. RefSeq names its product hatching enzyme 1.2-like. The record is from RefSeq and is a predicted model, not a curated record. The transcript has 4 exons. NCBI's taxonomy places the organism in Eukaryota, Metazoa, Chordata, Actinopteri, Siluriformes, Ictaluridae. Gene Ontology annotation, biological process: proteolysis. Bases 1 to 927 code for a protein of 308 amino acids. Gene Ontology annotation, molecular function: zinc ion binding; metalloendopeptidase activity.
AUGCUUCUGUCCGAGGUCAACGAGGUGACCUCCCACACCAAGUUCCAGCUAAAAGUCAACAAUGUGACCUUCCACACCAUAUUCCAGUCUGAGAUCGAUGAUGUGACCUUCCACGCCACAUUCCGGCUCUUUAAUAAACAUCUUCAUCUGCAUUUGCAGCCGUCCUCAACCUCCCUUACGUCCCGGAACCUCGCUGAUCUCAACCGCACUACACCAGCAUCAUUAUCCUACUGCUUAUUGGUUUUGUUGUCCUUAUCCCUUUUUGUUUCUCUGUAUGAAGGAUCCAGUGAACUGUUGUUGGAGGGAGACAUACUCUUGCCAAGAAGCAGGAACGCUCUUGUCUGCGCCACCAAAAACUGCUUUUGGAAGAAGUCCUCAAAUGGCUUAGUGGAGGUGCCUUUCACACUGAGCCGUGUUUUCUCUUCCUCUGACAAGACUGUAAUUGCCAACGCCAUGGCCACCUUCCGCAGCAAAACCUGCAUUAGUUUUGUUCCCAGGACAAAUCAAACUGACUACCUGAGCAUCGAGAGCAAAGACGGAUGCUACUCUAAUCUGGGCAGAACAGGUGGUGCUCAGGUGGUCUCUCUCAACAGGUUGGGUUGUGUUUACUACGGCAUCGUCGAGCACGAGCUGAACCACGCGCUCGGUUUCUACCACGAGCAUACUAGGAGUGACCGUGAUCAGUACGUCACCAUCAACUGGGAAAACAUCAACCCAGAAAUGCAGUCUAAUUUCAACCUACAGAAAACCAACAACCUCAACACGCUGUACGACUACUCCUCCGUGAUGCACUAUGGGAAAACAGCUUUCUCCAUCAACGGUCAGGACACCAUCACUCCUAUCCCUGAUCCUUCAGUGAAGAUUGGACAGAGAAAUGAGUUGUCCGCCAUCGACAUCCUGAGGAUCAACACUCUCUACAAGUGCUGAACUUCACACUCUGUUAUGUCAGAUUUCUA